Molecule: messenger RNA, 1308 nt
Organism: Microthlaspi erraticum
Lineage: Eukaryota; Viridiplantae; Streptophyta; Magnoliopsida; Brassicales; Brassicaceae
Source: the annotation of a GenBank genome assembly
AUGGCGAUGCUCAUGGCUUCAAGAUUUAACCGCGGAGCUAAUAACCUCGCACCAUCUCAAAUCCUGUCUUCACUUUUGGGAAACCGAAGCUUCAAUACAGUGAGAGCAUCAUCAUCAUCAUCCAUGGCCGCCACGUCUUCCUCUGCUCUCUUCCUUAAUCCGUUGACCUCUUCUUCUAGUCUCCGUCAUUUCAGAUGCUCGCCGGAAAUCUCUUCUCUCUCCUUCUCCGCGCGAACCGAUUUCUCUCUCGCGGUGAAGAGCCAGAGUCGGAGUUUCGCGGAUGUCUCGCAACGAGAUCCGUCUCUUGUGUGCGAGGCCGUGAAGCGUGAGACUGGAGCUGACGGACUCAACAUCGCUGACAAUGUGUCUCAGCUCAUUGGGAAGACUCCGAUGGUGUACUUGAAUAGUAUAGCAAAAGGCUGUGUAGCUAAUAUUGCUGCCAAACUCGAGAUCAUGGAGCCAUGUUGCAGUGUCAAGGACAGGAUUGGGUACAGUAUGGUUACUGACGCUGAGCAAAAAGGAUUUAUAACACCUGGAAAGAGUGUUCUUGUGGAACCUACAAGUGGAAACACUGGUAUUGGCCUUGCAUUUAUUGCUGCUUCGAGAGGGUAUAGGCUAAUCUUGACAAUGCCAGCAUCCAUGAGUAUGGAAAGGAGAGUUCUUUUGAAGGCAUUUGGAGCUGAGCUUGUGUUAACAGAUCCUGCAAAAGGCAUGACUGGAGCUGUUCAGAAGGCUGAACAAAUCUUGAAAUCUACUCCUGAUGCAUACAUGCUCCAGCAGUUUGAUAACCCUGCCAAUCCCAAGAUCCAUUACGAGACUACUGGUCCUGAGAUCUGGGAAGAUACAAAGGGAAAGGUGGAUAUAUUUGUUGCUGGAAUCGGAACUGGUGGAACUAUCACCGGUGUUGGCCGGUUCAUGAAAGAGAAAAACCCCAAACUACAGGUCAUUGGUGUAGAACCAACUGAGAGCGACAUACUUUCUGGUGGCAAACCGGGACCUCACAAGAUUCAAGGAAUCGGAGCUGGAUUCAUACCUAAGAAUUUGGACCAGAAAAUUAUGGAUGAAGUCAUAGCGAUUUCAAGCGAGGAAGCUAUAGAAACCGCAAAACAGUUAGCUCUUCUAGAAGGCUUGAUGGUUGGUAUAUCAUCUGGAGCAGCUGCUGCUGCUGCAAUCAGGGUCGCAAAGAGACCUGAGAAUGCUGGGAAACUCAUAGCUGUUGUUUUCCCGAGCUUUGGAGAGCGGUAUCUAUCAACGCCUCUGUUCCAGUCGAUCCGAGAAGAAGUCGAGAAAAUGCAGCCUGAGCUAUGA